AUGAUUUACGUAAAAGGGUCGCGUCAGAAGAUCGGUUUGAUACUACUAUCCAGCUUCCUGCUGGUGAUAAAAGCGCGGGAGGUUCCCAAAGUCGAGAUAUGGGAUUUACAAGCCGCUGCGACACAUCAUCACAAGGGUCACUCACACGAGAAGGGCGGCGGCUCUGAGGAGCAUCAUCAUCAUCAUCAUCACAGCAGCGAGGAAGAGGACAAGGGGUAUGAGGGCCAUCACGACCAUAAGGAAGGAAAGAAAGGGCACCACGAUCAUGACGAUCAUCAUGGGCAUUAUGAGGAGGACGAGGGCCACAAGGGGCAUCACCACCACGGUGAGGGGUACCACGAGCACCACCACAAAGGUGACUCCGGCGAGAAAGGUCACAAGUUCCAUGAAAAGGGACACUUCGGCAAGGGCCACAGCACUCAUGGACAUCACGAGGUGAAGAAGCUCGAUGAAUUCAAGAAGGAUAAGGAGUUCCAUGAGGAGCACCAUGAUCACGGAAGCCACGAGCAUCACGACGGCGAUCAUCACGAGCAUCAUCACGAGGAAGGUGGCCAUCAUAAGAAGGGACACAAGCAUCAUGGAGGUCACGAGCAUCAUCACGGCAAGAAGGGACACCACAAGAAGGGACAUCACCACAAGGGCCACGAGGGACACAAGGAGGAGAAGGGCCAUGAGGAUCAUCAUCACCAUCAUCAUAAACACGGCAAGAAGGGGGGCCAUGAGGACCACAAAAAAUGGUCUCAUAAAAAGGGCUAA
This is a messenger RNA of Diachasma alloeum, 756 nucleotides long. Its product is annotated as histidine-rich glycoprotein. Lineage: Eukaryota; Metazoa; Arthropoda; Insecta; Hymenoptera; Braconidae. Bases 1 to 756 code for a protein of 251 amino acids. The transcript has a single exon. The record is from RefSeq and is a predicted model, not a curated record.